Gongylonema pulchrum is the source of this 468-nucleotide messenger RNA. Lineage: Eukaryota; Metazoa; Nematoda; Chromadorea; Rhabditida; Gongylonematidae. The record is from the annotation of a GenBank genome assembly.
AUGAAAACCGGUCUGGGAAGGUGUACGUUUAUUGCAGAAUUUAAAGAAGCAUUUUCGUUAUUCGAUAAAGAUGGUGAUGGCACAAUUACGACAAAAGAACUGGGCACUGUUAUGCGAUCCUUAGGGCAGAAUCCGACCGAAGCCGAGCUGCAGGAUAUGAUUAAUGAAGUUGAUGCAGACGGCAACGGCACUAUCGAUUUUCCGGAGUUCCUUACCAUGAUGGCACGGAAAAUGAAAGACACAGAUAGCGAAGAAGAAAUCCGUGAAGCCUUCCGAGUUUUUGACAAGGACGGUAAUGGUUUCAUAUCAGCAGCGGAAUUGCGUCAUGUUAUGACGAAUCUUGGCGAAAAGCUUACUGAUGAGGAGGUGGACGAGAUGAUCAGGGAGGCUGAUAUCGAUGGAGAUGGUCAAGUCAAUUACGAAGGUAGGCAACUUUAUCUCCCACUUCAUUCCUUUAAGCACUAUUGA